CUGAAGGUACUUCUUGGUAGCUUUAGACCUUUAGAUCUUCUUCGAUUCCGUUUCGGCGUAGAACGGAAAUCUCUCGUUCGACGCUAUGUCCGAAACGACUCAGGGAUCCGAACUUCAGAAUGGUUUCCAACCACUACCCGAACCGGAGUCGGAUUUGAAAGUGGAAUCUCUGCCUGAAUUACAAUCAGAAACGAAACCGGUUGAGGAAUUGAAAUCGGAACCGGGGGUAACUGAUGCCGAGCCGAAGCCGACGCCGGACACAGAGAGCUCGAUCCAAGCAACCACCGACCAAGUUGCUCGUCCGGGGCUGCGUAAAGAUGAAGAGAAUCGGACUUUCACUAUGAGAGAAUUGCUAAGUGAAUUGAAAAGCGACGAAGAUGAUACAAGCUCUCCUUACAGUCAAGAAAGCAGACAACGACAAUCCUACCAAAACAAUGCUGUAAUGGAGUUGAUCAAUAGUGUCACUGGUACUGAUGAGGAAGGCAGGUCUCGCCAACGGAUUCUUGUAUAUGCUGCUAAGAGGUAUGCUACUGCGCUAGAGAAACCCAGAAGAUUAUGA
This is a messenger RNA of Hibiscus syriacus, 559 nucleotides long. Its product is annotated as protein HLB1-like. Lineage: Eukaryota; Viridiplantae; Streptophyta; Magnoliopsida; Malvales; Malvaceae. The record is from RefSeq and is a predicted model, not a curated record. The transcript has 3 exons. Bases 86 to 559 code for a protein of 157 amino acids.